Miscanthus lutarioriparius is the source of this 1341-nucleotide messenger RNA. Lineage: Eukaryota; Viridiplantae; Streptophyta; Magnoliopsida; Poales; Poaceae. The record is from the annotation of a GenBank genome assembly.
AUGAUGAGGUACCAAAGUGAAAGAACGGCGGUCGCCAGGCGCCAGCUGUACCAGCCCCUCCGCUGCGCCUUCUACGACGGCGCGGCUGGUGGCUUUGGAUUGCCCGGGGACGGCCUGGCCGCCGCGCUCUCCGAGGAUCCCACUGCCGAUGCCGCCCGCGUCUCCACCGGCGGCGGCAAGAAGAAGCAGGCGGCGAGGAACGUGCUGAUCCUGAUGAGCGACACCGGCGGCGGCCACCGCGCCUCGGCCGAGGCCCUGCGAGACGCCUUCCGCAUCGAGUUCGGCAACGCCUACAAGGUGUUCGUGACGGAUUUGGGGAAGGAGUACGGCGGGUGGCCGCUCAAUGACAUGGAGCGGUCGUACAAGUUCAUGCUCCGACACGUGCGGCUCUGGAAGGUGGCGUUCCACGGCACCUCCCCGCGAUGGGUGCACGGCAUGUACCUGGCCGCGCUUGCCUACUACUACGCCAACGAGGUGGUGGCUGGGAUCAUGAAGUACGAGCCGGACAUCAUCAUCAGCGUGCACCCGCUGAUGCAGCACAUCCCGCUGUGGGUGCUCAAGUGGCAGAGCCUACACCCCAAGGUGCCCUUCGUCACCGUCAUCACCGACCUCAACACCUGCCACCCGACAUGGUUCCACUACGGCGUGACAAGGUGCUACUGCCCGUCCGCCGAGGUGGCAAACAGGGCCCUGCUCCGGGGUCUCGGGCCGUCCCAGGAUGAGGUGAGGAAAGAGCUUGGACUGGAUCCUCAGCUGCCGGCGGUUCUACUGAUGGGAGGCGGCGAGGGGAUGGGUCCGGUAGAGGAGACCGCGAGGGCCCUCGGUGAGGAGCUCUACGACCACCGGAGACGGCGCCGGGUGGGGCAGGUCGUUGUCAUAUGCGGCAGGAACCAGGCGCUGCGGUCCACCCUGCAGUCCCUCAGAUGGAAGGUCCCUGUCAAGAUCAGAGGGUUCGAAACACAGAUGGAGAAGUGGAUGGCCGCCUGCGACUGCAUCAUCACAAAAGCUGGUCCUGGUACAAUUGCAGAGGCACUUAUAAGAGGACUUCCUAUUAUCCUGAACGACUUCAUCCCUGGACAGGAAGUUGGAAACGUGCCUUAUGUCGUGGACAACGGUGCCGGUGUGUUCUCCAAGGACCCAAGGGAGGCUGCAAGACAGGUUGCACGCUGGUUCAGUACAGAUGAGGAUGAGCUCAAGAGAUACUCACGUAACGCGCUGAAGCUAGCACAACCCGAAGCCGUGUUCCAUAUCGUCAAGGACAUCCACAAGCUCCAGCAACAACCAGCUGCGGUUAUCCGGAUCCCCUACUUGUUGACCUCAUCGUUUCCGUACCAUAUAUGA